AUGGCGCCAGUAGAACCCAAUGCCCCCUCUCACAAACGGAGAUUGAGUGAACCAACCGCUGAAGGUCCGACAGAUGCAAUCGAAGUUGAUCGGUCUGGAGCCCCGUCCCUUGAUGAGUCAAUGGAUGUCCCAGGAGAGUCGAUGCAAGAGUCUGAGUAUACGCCAUCACGGCCUCCUAGUGUGUUGGACGAUUCGAAUCCUAUGGAUUUGGAUGAAGAUGUUGCCAUGGAAGGUAAUCGACUAGAUCAGCUUGCGCAAUGGACAAUCCAAAGCUGUUUUGUAGGACGGUCGUAUGAAGAGUGUCAUUUGAGCCAGUUUCGGAACAGCAUCUUUUACGGUGAACAGAAAGUGCCCGUCACGCUCAAUCGUGCCAAGUUCUAUCAGAAACGUCCUUCGUAUGUCCUAGAAGAAGGUUCAUCGAAAGAAUUGGACCCAGAGAUGACUUUGCAAGGCAUGCUUGUUGAGUUUGGACAGAUGGACUCGAAUCGGCUUGGACGUGUGUUGCCGGAAGAGAGUGCGAAGAAGUUGGCCGUUGAACGUGGUCAAGAGAUCAUUCCAUGUCGCUGGGUCAACACCUAUAAAGCUUCGAAGGAUGUCGUGAGAUGUAGGUGUGUGGUUCAGCAAGUUUCGGCCGGAGCCGGAACAGCAGUCAGUCUUGGGAUUUCCAGUCCCACUGCCUCAGUUGAUGGGUUGAAGAUGGUUCUUGCACUAGCUGGGUACUUUGGUAGCUUUUUGGGAGCUCUAGAUGUCAGUUGUGCUUUUAUGGCCUCACCUCUUCCCAUGGGUUUUCAUCAGAUCGUCCGCCUGCCUGCAGGAACCGUAGAUUCCAAUGGUCGACCGGUCUAUGUGGAUCUGAUCAAGGCCAUGAACGGUCUGCGGGUGUCGCCAAGAGCCUGGAUGAUGUAUAUCUCAGAUAUCAUUCAAACUCAGUGUGGACUGUCGGCGAAUCUGAUUGAGCCUUCGUUGUUCGCCGGAUGGACGAGUGUUGAGGGUCUUGACUCAGAGUUUGUCAACAUCCUAGUCUAUGUAGACGACUUGUUGAUUCGGACGGAGACAGAAGCGAUGUAUGAGAAGUUGGUUGCUUUGUUGAAGCAUGAGAUCCAAAUCAAUGAAACAGGACGACUUGGAAUCAAACAGAAAGGAGAGUUGAAUUUUUUGGGUCGUCGCAUCUGGCGGGAAGCCCAGUCCGAUGCCGUACAUGUCGGAAUGAAAGAAGGGUUCUUCGAGGACAUGUUUGGUCUUCUUAUGGUUUCUGGUUUGAAGCCGUGUGAUGCAGUACCUCAGAUUCGAAGUCAGUUGGAUAGUGUAGAUCCAGCCAACAACAAAGAGUUGUCUCCUGAACAGGCCACUGCGUAUCGAUCGGUUCUCGGUCGUAUGGCUUGGCUUGCACCGUUUAGAGCAGACUUGUGUUUUGCAAUGAGUCAACUCGCCGUCGGUCAGUCGACGCCCAUGAUCAAACAUGAGAAGGCCUUGAAAGCUGUCAGUAGGUAUGUCAAAGGAACUGCCCACCUGUGUCAGACGUUUCCGAUUCCCGAUGUCGGUUCGCUCUACCAUCAAGAGGGUAUGCAUGAGUUUUCCUUGGUUUCAUACUGUGAUGCCUCGUUUGCCCCUAUGUCCAACAAUGGUCGGAAGUCGGUGAGUGGAGGACUCACAAUUUGGUUGAACUCAUGUAUCAAGAGCUAUGCCCGAACCCAAUCCGUCGUUGCCCAAUCGAGCGCCGAGGCUGAACUGAUCGGUGUAGUCGAGAUGACGACCGAAAGCCAUUGA
Molecule: messenger RNA, 1767 nt
Organism: Durusdinium trenchii
Lineage: Eukaryota; Dinophyceae; Suessiales; Symbiodiniaceae
Source: the annotation of a GenBank genome assembly